AUGGAGCACUCAUUCGAGCCCUUGAAGAACGACCUGUUGCUCCGGGCAGCAUGGGGACAGGAGGUCGAGCGUCCGCCCAUGUGGGUGAUGAGACAAGCUGGCCGUUACCUGCCCGAGUACCAUGAGGCCAAGGGCAACCGCGACUUCUUCGAGUGCUGCCGCGACCCCGAAGUCGCAUCGACGCUGACCCUCCAGCCCGUCGAGCGAUAUGCCGGGCUCCUGGAUGCCGCCAUCAUCUUCUCCGACAUCCUCGUCAUCCCGCAAGCCAUGGGCAUGGUGGUCGAGAUGGUGGACAAGAAGGGCCCGCACUUCCCGAACCCCCUGCAGUCGCCCACCGACGGCCAGUACCAGACCGUCCUCGACCGACCGGUCAACGUCGCCGACGAGCUGGACUACGUCUACAAGGCCAUCACGCUCACCAGGAAGAAGCUGGCUGGCAGGGUUCCCUUGAUUGGCUUCUGCGGUGCGCCCUGGACCUUGUUCUGCUACAUGGUCGAAGGAGGUGGCACCAAGCUCUUUGCGCAGAGCAAGACGUGGAUCUACAAGUAUCCGGAGGAGACCAAGAAGCUGCUGCACAAGAUUGCCGACAUCUGUGUUGAUCACCUCGCCCUCCAGGUCAAGGCCGGGGCUCAGCUGGUGAUGGUGUUCGACUCGUGGGCCGGAGAACUCGGCCCGGCGUCUUUCAGUCGGUUCUCCGAGCCGUACCUGGCGCAUAUUGCCCAGAAGCUGCCUGAGAAGCUGAAGAGUAUGGGUCUCGAUGCCGUCCCGAUGACAGUCUUCCCCAAGGGCGCCUGGCACGCCCUGGACUCGGCCUGCAGCCUCGGCUACAACGUCGUAGGAAUGGAUUGGCUGCAGGACCCUGCCGAGGCCGUCAAGAUUAGGGGCUCUCGCAACGUUGUCUUCCAGGGCAACGCCGACCCUGGUGUCCUGUACGGCACCAAGGAGGCCAUAACGGAAGCGGUGGAGCAGAUGGUCAAGGGCUUCUGGGUCGGCAACAAGGGCUGGAUCGCAAACUUGGGCCAUGGUAUCACCCCCGGCGUCAACCCUGACAACCUCAAGCAUUUCUUUGAGGAGAUUCAUCGUCUGACCAAGGCUUGA
This is a messenger RNA of Purpureocillium lilacinum, 1098 nucleotides long. RefSeq names its product uroporphyrinogen decarboxylase in heme biosynthesis. Gene Ontology annotation, biological process: heme biosynthetic process. The record is from RefSeq and is a predicted model, not a curated record. Gene Ontology annotation, cellular component: cytosol. Lineage: Eukaryota; Fungi; Ascomycota; Sordariomycetes; Hypocreales; Ophiocordycipitaceae. Gene Ontology annotation, molecular function: uroporphyrinogen decarboxylase activity.